Dibothriocephalus latus is the source of this 491-nucleotide messenger RNA. NCBI's taxonomy places the organism in Eukaryota, Metazoa, Platyhelminthes, Cestoda, Diphyllobothriidea, Diphyllobothriidae. The record is from the annotation of a GenBank genome assembly.
UCGGGAUUCCGACAAUGAAGUGGUUUGGCACUGAGGGCGACUACAAUGUCAUGGUGAUGCAACUGCUGGGGCCAAGUCUGGAGGACCUCUUCAACUUCUGUGGCCGCCGAUUUAAACUGAAAACUGUCAUCCUCCUCGCCGACCAGAUCCUCAUGCGUAUUGAAUACCCGGACAACUUCCUGAUGGGCCUGGGCAAACGGGGCAAUGUGGUGUACUUCAUCGAUUUUGGAUUGGCCAAGAGGUUUCGGGACUCUCGCACUCGGACGCAUAUACCCUAUCGGGAGAACAAGAACCUCACAGGAACUGCUCGAUACGCCAGCAUUAACACUCAUCUGGGCAUUGUAACUUUCAAACUUUUUGGUUAUUUCAAGCGCCUCGAACUGUUUCUGCUAAUUAAAAUACAGUCUGAGUUGUUGAGAGGAAAGCUGUACCGCAAGAUUACCCUCUCCAUUUCUCCCUGUCUGGCUGGAGCUUUGGCCAACGCCGUUUAG